AUGGACGAGAUGGGAGACGGCGUAGCGCAAUCGGCGCCCACGAAUGCUGCUGCUGCUGCCGCUGCCGCUCUAUCGACACCAGGAAGGGUCCCCUUCAAGUCCGGUCGCAGCUUCUCUGAUCCACCCAUCACCACUACGAACACCGCCAUCACCACCACCACCACCACCACCACCUCCUCCUCCUCCUCCUCCUCCUCCUCCUCCUCCUCCUCCUCCUCCUCCUCCUCCUCCUCCUCCUCCGUUACCCUCCUCCAGCCGUCGCCCGAGUUCAAGGAGCGGCAACGCAGCAGAGACGACCAUGCUCUGCCUGCAACGCCGCGUCCCAUCCGCCGACCCGAUCUGCUCGCGAGAGGCCUGACCUUACAACUCCCUCCCCCGCGAGUCUCCUCCGCCGAAGCGCAGCCCGCUCGAGCGCUGUCGCCCUUCACCCUCCCGCCCAGUCCGAAGCCCGACAACCGCAGUCUCGACAGUACGGUCUCGGGUACCGGCGCUAGCUCCACAGCGUACAUGCACUCACCUGAUCUCUCGCAUUCACCAGUCACCAACCUGCCACGACACUCGCGCGGCCUUGACUUCUCACGUGCAUGCACAAGACUACAUCACUCCACUGUUGCCGAGAGCAGUCCCGACUCCUCGCCCAUCAUCACUCAGCGGGCUGUCAACAUCCCUGGUCGCAAGAUGUCUGUCGGCAGCAUGGCACUGGACUCGCCAAAUGUCAUGGGGCCAUCGAGUCUGCCUUGGGCGAUGCCUGCCGCGGAGAAGAGCACUAUGAGCAGCUCAGUGGGCAGCGUGAACAUGCUGGGCAGUGAUAUGGAGAGCACCGAUAGCGACGAGGACGCCAGCAUGGGCGGCGACGAUACCGAGGACCCCAUGUUCACCACACCCCAGGUUCACAAGCUCCACAAUCCAAGUAUGCCUACACCAUUUCACGCACCGCCAUUGACACCCAGUGGUAGCGCUACUUGGGCUACAGGUAGUCACUUUUCGCCUGCACAGACCAGCCUGAUGAAGACCAUGAGGAGAUCGAGGCUGCAGAAGCCAGGCCGGAGGAGCAGAAAGAGUUCGAGCAGUGCAAGUGGAAGUGGCUACAGCUCCGUCAACUCACCACGUGCAACCUCACCUCCACCCUUGCGCAGCAUCGAGUCUGCUGCAAACAAUGGGUACUUCUCGUGGACAAAUACUGCUCGAAGCCGGCGGGAGAGUCUGGCUAUGGGACCAGACGGCUUACAUCUGUCAAGUGGCAACGACAGCGGUGAUGAAGCCUCACGCGAUCCCUCCAAUCCUUCCACACCUGGCGUUGUGAGAAGACCCGUCACCCGCCGCGGGAACCUCUUGCCAAAGACCAAAGGCUUCGCCCGAAUCCGUGCGGCUCUCCUCGAGGAAGCAGCACCCGUUGAUACGGAAAACAAAAAAGAACACGAGACGAUGCGUCAAGUCCGUGAACGAGACACAAGCGUGGGCGAUCGCGAGCCUGAUCGCCCGACAACAGCUACCGCUGCCUCGUCGCCGAAUCUUCUCCCAGCUGUGCCAGAGUGCGCUCAGGAAGACUUGGGCAGGGACGAAAGCAUGGAUGCUGAUAGUCGAGGCCUCGGUAUGAACUUCGCUGCUCAUGCUAGUCGCAACAGUGGUGGCAUGAAUUACUGGAAUCGCUUUGAUCCUGCGAUGCGGACACCGCCACCUCCGACUUUCGCUCGGCAGUGCAGUAGCGCCAUGUCUGAUGUUAACAUGGACUCUCCAAUGGGUGACCUGUGGCGUCGACCACGAGCACGAUCGUCUGCAUCCGAUGCGAGCGAAGCCUUCGUACCGACUGGUCCUCAGAACGGAGCCACCACUGCCGUCAGCGAUGACAUGCAUCUACAGCAUUUCAAGAAGCGUAGACGAGAGGAUGACUUCGACAUCAUGACUAUAAAACGUCGUGCCGUGAGCCCAGGAAUUUCAGCGCAGAAUAGCCCUGUCCUGACCAACUCGCCUACCACCAAGACCACCAAUGGCGAUGUGUUGUGGGGCCUGCCACCGGAGAAGAAGGACAAAAAGGAUCUCAUUUCCUCUGAUAGCUCUUUGCCGAGCGCAGGCACGCCUCAGCUGCAACCCAUUAGGAGCGGUGGCAGCUCGAUUGGUACGUUGGCCAGUCAAGGCAAAAAGCUCGGGUUGCAGCCCAUGGCGGACACGAAUGACGGCUUGAUGAAGAUGAGCAUUGAAUAG
Messenger RNA from Fulvia fulva, 2202 nucleotides. RefSeq lists its product as uncharacterized. The transcript has a single exon. The record is from RefSeq and is a predicted model, not a curated record. The coding region runs from base 1 to 2202 and encodes 733 amino acids. Gene Ontology annotation, cellular component: site of double-strand break. NCBI's taxonomy places the organism in Eukaryota, Fungi, Ascomycota, Dothideomycetes, Mycosphaerellales, Mycosphaerellaceae.